GAGAGGCGGGGAGGAGAGGAGAGGGGCGCCCAGAAAACGCCCUGCUGCUGAAUCCUCUCAAAAUUAAAACUUUAUCGCGCCAUUGACGGUACGCUCGCAAUAAAGGAUGGAAAGUUUGAUUCCGCUCACUUGUUUAAAGUAACCGCUUCAUAGAUACUUCUGAGGGGGAAAGUUUGGAAAAGCUCAAUUGUUCCCAUUGGAUUAUUUUUUUUCGCUUUAUUCUGGACAAGCCCGGGGUACUUUUUGGAGGGCGGCGAGUCGGAGGCUGUCUAGGCCCGCUGCUCGACAACUUGAAAGAAGAUCUCGUAUCUUUAAUGUGAACCAGAAAAGUUGGACAGAUCGCUCUUCGUUGCUCAGACUGGCGCCAGGACAAGGCAAAAAUGUCGCUAGGAGCGGAGAGAAGGAUGGAAAACCGGCUGAGGCAACUGGAAGCCAUGCUCAAAGAGCCGCGGUCUGCGAUCAACUUGGAAAGUUUGCUGGACUCCAUGAAUGCCCUGGUUUUAGAUUUGGACUUUCCGGCCUUGCGCAAAAAUAAGAACAUCGAGACCUUCUUGAACAGAUAUGAGAAGGUUAUGGGCCAUAUAAGGGAGCUCCAGAUGAAGCCAGAGGAUUUUGACCGAGUGAAGGUGAUCGGCAGAGGGGCAUUCGGAGAAGUCCAGCUGGUUAGGCAUAAAGCCUCUCAGAAGGUGUAUGCAAUGAAGGUGCUCAGCAAGUUUGAAAUGAUCAAACGCUCAGAUUCCGCCUUUUUCUGGGAAGAACGUGACAUCAUGGCGUUUGCUGACAGCCCAUGGGUCGUACAGCUGUGCUGUGCGUUCCAGGAUGACCGUUCUCUCUACAUGGUAAUGGAGUACAUGCCAGGAGGAGAUCUUGUCAAUCUCACCAGUACGUAUGACGUUCCAGAAAAGUGGGCAAAGUUUUACACUGCUGAGGUUGUGUUGGCUCUGGACGCUAUCCACUCCAUGGGCUUUAUUCACCGAGACGUCAAACCAGACAACAUGCUGCUGGACCGCUACGGACACCUAAAACUUGCAGACUUUGGGACCUGCAUGAAAAUGGACGGGACGGGGAUGGUUCAUUGUGACACUGCGGUCGGGACCCCCGAUUACAUCUCGCCGGAGGUUCUCAAGUCUCAGGGAGGGGACGGGUACUACGGACGCGAGUGUGACUGGUGGUCAGUGGGAGUAUUUAUCUACGAGAUGCUGGUUGGUGAUACGCCGUUUUAUGCUGAUUCUCUGGUGGGGACCUACAGUAAGAUUAUGGACCAUAAGAACUCUCUUAACUUCCCUGAUGACGUUGAGAUCUCUCAAGAAGCCAAAAACAUCAUCUGUGCCUUCCUAACAGACAGGGAGGUUCGCCUGGGCCGAAAUGGUGUAGAAGAAAUUAAAAGACAUCCUUUCUUCAAAAACGACCAGUGGACCUUCAGCACCAUUAGAGAGACUGCAGCACCUGUGGUACCAGAGCUAAGCAGUGACAUAGACACCAGUAAUUUCGAUGAGAUAGAGGAGGAUAAAGGAGAAGUGGAGACCUUUCCCACACCCAAAGCCUUUGUUGGCAAUCAGCUGCCCUUUGUAGGGUUUACCUAUUUUAAAGAAGACCAGUUGUUAAAUGCUGUUAACAGUUCAGCUAUGAAAAAAGAUCACCUAGCAUCCAAGACAGAGGACAAUUUAGCACUCCAAAAGAAACUUCACUCUUUAGAAGAGCAACUCAACAGUGAAAUGCAGGCCAAAGAUGAGCUGGAGCAAAAAUACAGAAGCAACUGUAGCCGCCUGGAGAAGAUCACCAAAGAGCUUGAUGAAGAAAUAAAUAGCAGAAAAGGAUUGGAGACGACUCUGAGACAGCUGGAGAGAGAGAAAGCUCUCCUGCAGCACAAGAGCGUAGAGAGUCACCGCAGAGCAGAGAGUGAAGCCGACCGCAAACGCUGCUUGGAGAAUGAAGUGAACAGUCUGAGGGAUCAACUGGAUGAAAUGAAGAAGAAAAACCAGAACUCGCACAUCUCCAAUGAGAAGAACAUCCACCUGCAGAAACAGCUGGAUGAAGCAAAUGCGUUACUGCGUGCGGAAUCAGAUGCUGCUGCACGGCUGCGUAAAACUCAGACAGAGAGCUCAAAACAGCUGCAGCAGCUGGAGGCUCACGUGAGAGAACUGCAGGACAAAUGCUGCAUGCUGGAGAACGGCAAACUCACACUAGAAAGGGAGAACAUCAGCCUGCAGGCUGCGCUGGACUCAGAGAAACGGGAGCACACCCAGGGCUCUGAGACCAUCUCUGAUCUACAGGCACGCAUUUCUGGUUUGGAGGAGGAAGUGAAACAGGUGAGACAGGCACUAUCUAAGGCUGAGAUGGAGAAGAGGCAACUUCAAGAGAAGCUUACAGAUAUGGAAAAGGAGAAGAGCAAUAACCAGAUUGACAUGACCUAUAAGCUGAAGAUGUUGCAGCAGGGUUUGGAGCAAGAGGAGGCAGCACACAAGGCCACAAAAGCUCGACUUGCUGACAAGAACAAGAUCAGCGAGUCCAUCGAAGGAGCCAAAUCUGAGGCUGUGAAGGAGCUGGAACAGAAGUUGCAGGAGGAACGUUCCUCUAAACAGCGUGUGGAGAACAGGGUGUUAGAACUGGAGAAGAAGAACUCUAUGCUUGACUGCGACUAUAAACAGUCACUGCAGAAACUAGAGGAGCUGCGACGACACAAGGAGAGACUCACAGAAGAGGUGAAGAAUCUUAGUCUGAAGAUUGAGCAAGAGGUUCAGAAACGCACUUUGACUCAGAAUGACCUGAAGGUUCAAAACCAGCAGCUCAGCUCCCUGCGAACAUCAGAGAAACAGCUCAAACAGGAGAUAAACCACCUGUUGGAAAUUAAACGCACCUUUGAAAAACAAAAUAUGGAACUGCGCAAGGAGCGUCAGGAUUCUGAUGGACAGAUGAAGGAACUGCAGGAUCAGUUGGAGGCAGAGCAGUAUUUCUCCACGCUGUAUAAGACACAGGUGCGGGAGCUGAAGGAAGAGUGUGAGGAGAAAAAUAAACUCUAUAAAGACAUGCAACAGAGUCUACAGGAGCUACAGGAGGAAAGGGAUUCUCUUGCGGCCCAGUUGGAGAUCACAUUAACGAAAGCUGACUCGGAGCAGCUGGCGCGUUCCAUUGCGGAGGAGCAGUAUUCAGACCUCGAGAAGGAGAAGAUCAUGAAGGAGCUGGAGAUUAAAGAGAUGAUGGCCAGACACAGACAGGAGCUCGCUGAAAAAGACACCACUAUCACCUCAUUAGAGGAAGCUAAUCGCACAUUGACGAAUGAUGUGGCAAACCUGGCCAAUGAGAAGGAAGAGCUCAAUAACAAGCUAAAGGAAACACAAGACUACCUGCAGAAUGUUAAGAAUGAAGAGCAGUCCAUCACUCAAGUGAAACUAGCCCUUGAGAAGCAGCUUCAGUCAGAGAGAACUCUCAAAACACAGGCGGUGAACAAGCUGGCAGAGAUCAUGAACAGAAAGGAGGUCAGAGGUGGUGGAAGUCGCCGUGGAAAUGAUACAGACGUGAGGAGGAAGGAGAAAGAAAACAGGAAGUUGCAGCUGGAGCUGCGUUCCGAGAAGGAGAAGCUGAACAGCACUAUCAUCAAAUACCAGAGAGAAAUCAACGACAUGCAAGCGCAACUAGCAGACGAGUCUCAGGUGCGUAUCGAGCUCCAGAUGGCUCUGGAUAGUAAAGACAGUGAUAUCGAGCAGCUGCGCAGCCUGCUGAACUCUCUCAACGUCCAGUCGCUUGACUCGGCCAGUAUGAGCAGCGGCCCAGACAUGGACACUGAUGAGUCACUAGCAGAAACAAGACUGGAGGGUUGGCUGUCUUUACCAGUGAGGAACAACACCAAACGCUUCGGAUGGGAAAGAAAGUAUGUUGUGGUGAGCAGCAAGAAGAUUCUCUUCUACAACAGUGAGCAGGACAAAGAGCAUUCCAAUCCUUACAUGGUGUUGGACAUAGAUAAACUUUUCCAUGUGCGUUCGGUAACCCAGACGGACGUCUAUCGUGCUGACGCCAAAGAGAUUCCCAGAAUAUUCCAGAUCUUGUACGCUAAUGAGGGUGAGAGCAAGAAAGAGCAAGAACUGGAACCUCUUCCUGGGGACAAGUCCAGCUACAUUUGCCAUAAGGGUCAUGAGUUCAUUCCCACCCUCUACCACUUCCCCACUAACUGUGAAGCCUGUACCAAACCCCUGUGGAACAUGUUCAAACCACCUCCAGCUCUCGAAUGCAGACGAUGCCACAUUAAGUGCCACAAAGACCACAUGGACAAGAAAGAGGAAGUCAUCGCUCCCUGCAGAGUGAACUACGACGUGUCUACGGCUAAAAAUCUGCUGCUGUUAGCAACGUCUCAGGAGGACCAGCAGAAGUGGGUUAGUCGGCUCAUGAAGAAGAUCCCCAAAAAACCUCCAGCACCAGAAGCCCCUCACCGCUCCUCUCCCAGAGUUCCUUCUAAAGUACAAAGCAGUCAAUCCAUGAGGAGACCCAGCCGACAAAUACCCACCGGCAAAGCCAGGUCUGUGCACAACGUAAAGGAACCGUCAGCAUGUGCGGAGAAAUCUGGCUUCAUCUACCACAAGGGACAUGAGUUUAUUCCUUUAUUCUACCACUUCCCUGCCAACUGUGAGGCCUGUACCAAACCCCUGUGGAACAUGUUCAAACCUCCUCUGGCUCUGGAAUGUCAGAGAUGUCAGAUCAAAUGCCACAAAGAGCACAUGGACAAGAAAGAGGAAAGUCUCAGACCCUGUGCUCCAGACCAGUUCAACCCCCAGUUCAACACGGGGUGAGAGGAGAACACGGCCGACCUGGAAGUUGGAUGGAGGAUGUAUUAUAUGACAUCACUUAAGAGCUUUCAAGGUUUAAAGCACGGGGCUUGACUAGCAGAAUAACAUUUACGGUCUUUGCUAAUGGUGACUAACUGGAUAUAAAGCUUAAACAGUGUUACGCUGGGCAAACUUGGGAUGCAAGAUGACAGCUUGGGCAUUAACAAAGCACUUUUUCUCUUUUGUGUCAACCUCAGGUUUUUAAUUGUGACUAGUAACACUGAAUUUAAAUGCUUAAUACUAAAAGUAUGCAUCAGAGGAUCUCAGAGGUCUGUAUCUUCAACUUGAUUGCACAUUUAGUACCAGACUCGAGAUGCAUACAGAUGCACAGCCUUUAAAGCUUCAGCGGGCAUUGAGCAGAGGCCAAUCUUAUUUUUAAGGUUUAGUUCUGUUAUAGUAAUUACCUCUUAUUUGCUAAGGUGUAGCUUCACCUUAGUGAACUACCUCCAGACCUUAACUGUAGUGAGGUUGGUGAGGGCUUGGCUGAAUGCUGUCUCCUCCACCUGCAGGCCUCUGGAUUCGGAGCUUCAGGACUGGCACUGGGCUCUGGAUGACGUGGAUGAUGUAGAUUAUGACCAUACGUUUAAUUUCUGAGGAGCAUGUGUAGGGUUGAAACAGGGUAACCGCUUACACAGGGGCUCUGUUCCAAAACCUCCUAACACACCUACUUUGGCAGCAUUUAGAUUAUUUGCUGUCAUGUAAUAUACACUAAGGUAAUAUUUACAGUCAGUGAUUUGAUAAUAAAAAUGUUGUGUUGUCAAAUGCUAAAUUUUAAACUAUUUUAAUACAGUACAAUAUAAUGUUCUAAUGCCUAAAUUCACUUGUAGCAUAUUUAUUUAAACUAAAUAGAAUUUUAAUAUUGGACAUUUAUCAUUUUGGGUCAGUAAUAUUUUUCUUUUAAUGUUUUUAUAGAAGUUUCUUAUGCUCAGCAAAACUGCAUUUAUUUGGUCAAAAAAUACUGUAAAAUCAGUAAUAUUGUGAAAUAUUCAUACAGUUUAAAGUAACCCAUUUUUUUGAAUAUAUUUUAAAAUGUAAUUUAUGCUUUUGCAAAGCUGAAUUUUCACCAGCUAUUACUUUCAGUCUUCCGUGGCACAUGAUUCUUUAGAAAUUAAAUGCUGAUUUAAUGUUCAAAAAACAUUUUAUCAUGUUGAAAACAUGGUGAGAAGUUCCAAAGAACAGCAUUUAUUUGAAAUAGAAAAUUAUUGUAACAAUAUAAAUUUCUUUACUGUCACUUUUGUCAAUUUAAUGCUUUCUUGUGAAAUAAAAAUAUUAAUUUCCUCUCAAAAAAAUUUUUGCUGACCCUAGAAUUUUGAACGGUAGUGCACUACCAGUCAAAAGUUUUUGAACAGUAAGAUUUUUAAUGUUUUUUUUAAAGAUGUCUCUUCUGCUUACCAAGCCUGCAUUUAUUUGAUCCAUAAUACAGCAAAAGCAGUGAUAUUGUGAAAUAUUUUUAAUAUUUAAAAUAAAUGCUUUUUAUUUAAAUAAAAAAAAAAUGAUAAUAAUAAUAAUAAAUGUUUUUUGAGCAGCAAAUCAGAAUAUUACGAUGAUUUCUGAAGGAUCAUGUGACUGGGGUAAGGAUGCUAAAAAUGUAGCUUUGUAGACAAAGGAAUAUAUUACAUUUAAAAAAAAAAGUAUUCAAAUAGAAAACUGUUAUUUUAAAUAGUAAAAAUAUUUUAAAAUAUUACUGUUUUUGGUGUGCAGGCUUGAUGAACAGAAGAGAUUUUAUUUAAAAAAAAAAAAAAGCCUUAAAAAAAAACUUACUGUCCAAAAACUUGGUAGUGUAUAUGUUUAAAGUAAUCUAUAUAAAAUUAUGAAUAAAAUGAUAAAAAGUAAUAAUUAUAAAUUAAAUGUAAUUUAUUAUCAAAAUUUAUCAAUAAAACUAGUUAAAUCAAAUUAAAAAUCCUAUGUAUCCUUUGUAUGUGUAUUUGUAAAUAUUUAAUGCUCUUUGUGCUAACACUAAACUUUAGGCUGCUCACUUGGUUUUGGAACAGAGUCAUGGAGUGCCUUUUUUUUGUGUGUGCAGUGGGAUUUGUUUGCUGUUGAAGCAAAUUUAAGCACGUGUGAGUGUGUUAACUAUUUGUGUGAAAGAUUUGGCCAAGAUGGGAUAUGGAGAAUUUGCCAUAGCCCAACAAAAGUUUCUAUACCAAUUCUCACGAACACCCUCUCCGCCCUCCAAACCCACAGCAGGCACUCUUCAAUGCAAAGCCAAACUGUUUCUUCAAUCAUUUCUCAUUUGCUAAUAAAGGAGAGGAGGUUAGUUCAGAGAAUUGGUAUUUGGCCUGCUUGUGUUUCUUGUUUGACCUUUGACCCUCUUG
Molecule: messenger RNA, 7132 nt
Organism: Labeo rohita (rohu)
Lineage: Eukaryota; Metazoa; Chordata; Actinopteri; Cypriniformes; Cyprinidae
Gene: rock2a
Product: rho-associated, coiled-coil containing protein kinase 2a
Exons: 31
Coding region: 381-4781 (1466 amino acids)
Biological process (GO): cortical actin cytoskeleton organization; regulation of cell junction assembly; Rho protein signal transduction
Cellular component (GO): centrosome; cytoskeleton; cytoplasm
Molecular function (GO): ATP binding; Rho-dependent protein serine/threonine kinase activity; small GTPase binding
Source: RefSeq, a predicted model, not a curated record